UCUCUUCCUGAAAAUGGCACAGAACAGCUUUCAUCACACUGCAGCAUGGUGGAAACAUUCGGCUACUAGACUGCAAGUAAAAUCGUGAUUUGUAGUGUUUGGAGAUAUUCAGAAAGCUCCAAGCAGACGACAGCCCGUGCAAUUUAUAAAAAUCUGGAUGGACUUAGAAAGCAAAAGUUGCCUUUUGUGUUUUACGCGUAGCCGAGCCUACACCAGUCCUCAACGUUAGGUUGUCGUCGAGGGGCAUUUAUCAUGACCUUCAGUAGGCCUAAGUUGUAGACAAACUCCAAGAGGUCCUGAUACUAUAAUGUCUCAAGGAAUUUGUUGUUAGACUUUACAUAAGCCCUAUACUCCUGAUGACAUUAAGAUGGACCAUAUUCUGGAAAUCGUGUGUACCGCUAAGACACCACGGCAUCGCUGUCAAAUUGACUGGAAUCCUGGGUAAUCAGCUGAUCUCCCGUUCACAAAACCACAGACUCCAGCCAUAUCGGAAGAAUCAUAAAAUGACAGUACAUUUGCUUAAGGAUGAAGCUGUACAGAAGUACAUACACAGGCUUAGGAAUGAAUACAAAGUUGUCACUGGCACGUUACAAAACGCGAAUCUAAGUGAUUCUGACAGGCGACACUGUCACCAAAGACGAGUGGAACUGUUGCCUGUGGUAAACGCAUUCACAUGCACCGAAGACGCUGCAAAAGAUCUUCAAGAAGUGGAGUCCUUUCUUCAAAGUACUAUAGCGGACCCUACCCAAGACGAGCAAAUGGUUGAGCUGCUUAGAAAAGAACAAGCUGAACUCACCAGAACACUCCAAGACUUAAAUAAAGAAUUGAUCCAGGCUCUGGUUCCACUAGAUGAGCAUGACGACAGCAAUGUCAUAUUGGAAGUAGCAUCUGGCAGGACUACUGGAGGUGACAUUUGCCAGCAGUUUACCCGUGAGAUCUUCGACAUGUAUGAAGGUUUUGCCAGCUACAAAAACUGGCACUUUGACGUCCUUAAUUACGCUCCUGCAGACUAUGGUGGACUGCACCAUGCGGCAGUGAAAGUGUCUGGUGAGGCCGUUUACAGAUGGCUGAAGUUCGAGGGGGGCACCCACCGGGUGCAGAGGAUCCCUGAGGUGGGGCUGUCCUCGCGCAUGCAGCGCAUCCACACGGGAACCAUGAUGGUCAUCGUGCUGCCUCAGCCCAACGAGGUGGAGAUUCAGAUUGACCCGAAAGAUUUGAGAAUCGACACUUUCAGAUCAAAAGGGCCCGGGGGUCAAAGUGUGAACACGACAGACAGUGCUGUCCGAAUUGUCCACUUGCCCACAGGCACAGUGGCUGAGUGUCAACAGUCCCGUUCCCAGAUCCAAAACAAAGACACAGCCAUGCGGGUACUCAAGGCCCGUCUGUACCAAAGCAUCAUGGGAAAACAAACAGAACAGAGAGACACAGCACGCAAGCAACAGGUGGGCACUCGGGCCCAGGCUGAGAGGAUUCGCAGUUACAACUUCAGUCAGGACCGAGUGACAGACCACCGCAUUGGCUACAUGACUCGGGACAUCAAGGAGUUCAUGAGGGGUGGAGAGCAGCUGGAGGAGCUGAUCUCGGCACUGCUGGAGCACAGUGACCUCGAAGCCUUGCUGGAGCUGGUGGAGAGCGACCGGCUACCGAGGAGGGAGACUGACCCAGGAUCAGCUGCCGAGGAGGGAGACUGACCCAGGAUCAGACCCGGUGGGCAGCUUCAACUGUUAACAGUGACAGGCUCGUAUGAAGUUACCGGACAGGUAAAGGGGAGGUUACUACUAUACAGUCUCCAGUUUUCCCUUUACCUGAGAGACCUACUUUAGACAGCUGAUGGCAUGACCAGGACGUUGUUCACAGAUCAGGAAAGUCUGCCUUUCAAAUGUAACCGGUUGGAAAUGACUUUUGACUCUGCAGAGAUAACGUUAAAGUAAGUUAUAAAAUGAAUAAAAUGUAAUGGCAGCUGC
Alosa sapidissima (American shad) is the source of this 1964-nucleotide messenger RNA. RefSeq names its product mitochondrial translational release factor 1 (gene mtrf1). Lineage: Eukaryota; Metazoa; Chordata; Actinopteri; Clupeiformes; Clupeidae. Gene Ontology annotation, biological process: translational termination. Gene Ontology annotation, molecular function: translation release factor activity. Bases 357 to 1691 code for a protein of 444 amino acids. The transcript has 10 exons. The record is from RefSeq and is a predicted model, not a curated record.